AACAUCACAACCUGCUCAGCGGCUUCGGAUAACGGACUUGCAAAACAAAAAACGACGAUGUGGUCGAAAAUUGCAUUCUUAGCCAUUGUGGCGCUAGCGGCAUCGAGUCCCGUACAAGACGGUGGAGUCGCGGAUAAUUUAGUCAAUGUGGUUUCAGAGUGUAUUGAAACUGACACAUCGUUGUGUCUUAAGGAAAAGGCCCUCAAAUUCACGGAGAGGCUGGCGGUGACCAAGGACAUCAGCAUCUUCGAGGGCAUGACCCUCAUUAACAGCGGAACAGCUCGUUCAGCCCGCAGCUACGAGCCCUUGGCUGAAGACCCGAAGACCAGGGAGUCACAGAUCGAGGAGAGGAUCGCCAACAAUGUUGGAGACUUCUUGGACAACCACGUACUGCAGUUGCGUCUCUCUGACUUGGCUGACAACGAGUCCCGUGGUCUUGAUGAGGAAGCUCGCGGCAAAAAGAAGAAGAAGAUCAAGAAGAUCCUCCCCCUCCUCCUCCUCCUUAAGCUGAAGCUCGCAGCCCUUAUUCCUCUGUUCCUCGGCAUCAUCGCCUUCGCCGCCGCCAAGGCUGUCUUCCUCGGCAAGAUCGCCUUCGCCAUGCAAGCCGUCGGCCUCAUCAGGAAACUCCUCAACAAGGGAGGCUCCUCACACUCCUCUGCACCUAGCGUCUCCUACGGACCUCCUCAGCAUCACGACGAGCACCCCGGCUACAACUACGAACCAGCCCAAGGAUGGGGCAGGAAAGCCCAGGACGCCCAAACGAUGGCGUACUCGGGCCAACUAAACUAAGUCGAUACAAAUAGUGUGAAUGCGUGUGUGUGAGUUUAUUUAUUUUUGUUUGCCGUUGCCAUGUUACAGUACCUCAGUAAUUUAUUAUUUA
This is a messenger RNA of Cydia amplana, 880 nucleotides long. RefSeq lists its product as uncharacterized. The transcript has 3 exons. Gene Ontology annotation, cellular component: membrane. NCBI's taxonomy places the organism in Eukaryota, Metazoa, Arthropoda, Insecta, Lepidoptera, Tortricidae. Bases 58 to 789 code for a protein of 243 amino acids. The record is from RefSeq and is a predicted model, not a curated record.